UAUGCCGGGCUGGAUGCUGGAGGAGCGGAGCGGAGGGACCGAGGCUCAUCACUAACCCGAAGCUCACCACUAACACUAACCGACCCCGUGCACGUCCUGCGCGGACACCAGCAGCGGGGAUUCUCCCACGAGCAGCCCACGCGAGGGUGCGCGCCGCGGGACCGCCGGCAGACGCAGCGCGGCCCGGCGAGAGGAAGAGGGAAAAAGGAGGAGGAGAGGAAAAGGCGACCAUAUUGAGGUCAGAGGAAAAGCGUUGCCAGGGCAACCGGCUCUGAUGGGGAAGACACUGCGGCGCGCAUGACGCGGCCGGGGGCGAGCUCGCCGGACGCUCGUUCGCUCGUUCCCGCGCGCGUGCGUGGGCUCUGGCUGAGGCAGUCGGUCACGGCAGCAUCAGCACCAGCAUCCACAUCAGCAUCAGCAUCAGCAUCCACGUCCACGUCCACGCAGCGGCAGCAUCAGCAUCCUCCUGGCAGCGCGCCGACCCGGUUCCCCGGCGACCCGGUUCCGUUCCGAGGGGGGAUUUAACGUGGAUAUUAACAGCUGAGUCCAGCGCAACGACACACAGGUGACACUUCCAGCAGCCGGUCAACACGGACGGGCUUUAUUUUGAUGUGGAAGACGUCCCUCCUCUCAGCCACCUGUCAUACCGACAAUUUCAACAUUUCUCUGGACCGAGCCGAGCCGAGCCGAGCUCCGAUGGGGAGUCUCAUCCUGCCAUCCCGAGCUGGCUGCUGGCGUUAAUGCUGUAGAGCAUCUUUAUUCCUGCUCACCUCCUCCAGUCGGAGCCCAGUCGGAGCCCAGUCGUCAAGUCUGCGCUGUUUAGUUGAGGAGGAAGAGGAGGAGGAGGAGGAGGGCAAGGAUCUGAGGAAGCCCAGUGGAGACCUGGCACCCCCCCAGCACCAGCGGAUCACACCAUCACAAACAGAAUUUUCCACCAGCAGGAUUAUCUGGAUGACAGGAGACGAAUAGGCAUGGAACGCAACAGAGCCAUGGCUGAGGAAGUGUUUUGGAUAAUGUUUAGUCAGAAUCAACACUGACGCGGCGACCGAACCAAACCGAGACCCGAGCACCUUUUUCUGUCUCUCCCAACUGGGUUUUCCUCCAACUUAUGUGGACUCAGUGCUUCAAGCUUCGAUCCAGGGUCCAACUGCUUUAGUAGUUUUAUUAGAUUAUGCGUUCACGUCCUCGAAGGCGGUUAUAAACACCCCGAUAUUAGAAUAGGUGGCUAACAGUUUGACUCCAGCCAUGAACCUCUUUCCACUUCCUCUAAGUAAACCAAGUCGGCAGUGUUUCUGGCUGAGGACACGCCGCUUGGGUCUGGUGACAGACUGGUACUGCAUGACUGUGCUCGGCCUCAUCAUGCUCUUCGGUCUGGCCUCGUGCCAGAGGAUGGAUCCCUCCAAGCACCCCAUAGUCACCACUAACUAUGGCAAGAUCCGAGGCAUCAAGAAGGAUUUGAACAACGAGAUUCUGGGCCCCGUGGAGCAGUACCUGGGAGUGCCCUACGCCACGGCGCCCAUCGGCGACCGCCGCUUCCAGCCGCCCGAAGCCCCGGGGUCCUGGCAGGAGAUCCGCAACGCCACCCAGUUCGGCCCCGUGUGCCCGCAGAGUGUCCACGGCGUGCUGCCGGAGAUCAUGCUCCCGGUGUGGUUCACGGACAACCUGGACAUCGUAGCGGGAUACAUCCACAACCAGAGCGAAGACUGCCUCAACCUGAACAUCUACGUGCCCACAGAGGAUGGUCCGCUCACAAAAAAAACUGAUGAAUCUUCAAUGAACAAGCCUCGAGACGAAGACAUCCGUGACCGGAGGAAGAAACCCGUGAUGCUGUUCAUUCACGGCGGCUCGUACAUGGAAGGCACCGGAAACAUGUUUGACGCCAGCGUCCUCGCUGCCUACGGCAACGUGAUCGUGGUGACCAUGAACUACCGGCUCGGUGUGCUCGGUUUCCUCAGUACGGGAGACCAGUCAGCGAAGGGCAACUACGGCCUGCUGGACCAGAUCCAGGCUCUGCGCUGGCUCAACGAGAACAUCGGCCACUUCGGCGGAGACCCAGAGAGGAUCACCAUCUUCGGCUCCGGAGCUGGGGCCUCCUGCGUUAACCUCCUCAUCCUCUCACACCACUCAGAGGGCCUGUUCCACCGGGCCAUAGCUCAGAGUGGAACAGCGAUCUCCAGCUGGUCCGUCAACUAUCAGCCCCUCAAGUACACAAAGAUCCUGGCCCGGAAGGUUGGUUGCACCUACUCGGACACGGUGGACCUAGUUGACUGCCUGAGGCGCAAGAACAUCCGGGAGCUGGUGGACCAGGACAUCCAGCCAGCCCGCUACCACAUUGCAUUUGGCCCCGUGGUGGACGGAGACGUGGUGCCCGACGAUCCUGAGAUUCUCAUGCAGCAGGGGGAGUUCCUCAACUAUGACAUCCUCAUAGGAGUGAACCAAGGCGAGGGGCUGAAGUUUGUGGACGACAGUGAGGACAAUGACGGCAUCUCUGCUGCAGCGUUCGACUACACCAUCUCUAACUUCGUCGACAACCUCUAUGGAUAUCCUGAAGGCAAAGACAUCCUGAGGGAGACCAUUAAAUUCAUGUACACAGACUGGGCGGACCGGGACAAUGGGGACAUGCGAAGGAAGACCCUGUUAGCUCUGUUUACUGACCACCAGUGGGUGGCGCCAGCAGUGGCCACCGCCAAGCUCCACGCUGAGUUUCAGUCUCCAGUGUAUUUUUACACCUUCUACCACCACUGCCAGACAGAGACGCGACCUGAAUGGGCUGACGCUGCUCAUGGAGAUGAGAUACCCUACGUCUUUGGCGUGCCCAUGAUCGGAGCCACCGACCUGUUCCCGUGCAACUUCUCAAAAAAUGAUGUGAUGCUCAGUGCCGUGGUCAUGACUUACUGGACCAACUUUGCCAAGACCGGCGACCCAAACUUGCCAGUUCCUCAGGACACCAAAUUUAUCCACACCAAGCCCAACCGCUUUGAAGAGGUCAUCUGGACCAAGUUCAAUUCAAAGGACAAGCAGUACCUCCACAUUGGCUUAAAGCCUCGCGUCAGAGACAACUACAGGGCCAACAAGGUGGCCUUCUGGCUGGAGCUGGUGCCCCAUCUUCAUAGUCUACACGAGAACUUCCCCACCACUACCCGUUCACCAUUACCACCAAUCCCUGGUCAAAGCACCAUCAGGCCCCGGCCCAGAACUCAGGGGCCUCGUACCACUCGUCACCCCUACCCAACCUCUGAUCCUGAAAUUGACGGUUCAGAGCGCCCACCGCAGGAACUCUUUCCCGGAGAGACCCGUGACUACUCCACUGAGCUGAGUGUGACGGUUGCCGUGGGAGCCUCGCUACUCUUUCUCAACAUUUUGGCAUUUGCUGCUCUUUACUACAAGCGCGACAAACGGCACGAGAUGCGACGGCAUCGACUGUCACCCCAGCGGGGCGGACCCGCCAACGACCUGGCUCACAGCCAGGAGGAGGAGAUCAUGUCUCUACAGAUGAAGCACUCGGAACACGAUGCUCACCACGACAUGGAGCCCCUCCGGCCGCAUGACAUUCUUCGGCCUGCCUGCCCUCCCGACUACACUCUGGCGCUGCGCCGCGCACCCGACGAUGUACCGUUGAUGACGCCAAAUACCAUCACCAUGAUCCCCAGCACCAUCACCAGCAUGCAGCCUCUUCAUGCCUUCAACACCUUCCCGUCCACCGGCCACAACAACACCCUGCCCCACCCUCACUCGACCACCAGGGUAUAGUAGGGGCUGGCCUGACACAGCGCCACCUAAGGACCAGGAAUACUGCCUCUGCUACUGGUCUAGAAGGGGGGGGGGGGCUCUGGUUGUGGACCUUCUGUUCUCUUGUUCUCUUGUUUCUCCAAAAGCAACCCCACCUCCUCCAUCAUCUGCUGUACAACUGAGCAGCUCCCUCCAUUGGUGGUGAAUGGAGACAUAAGUGAACUUCAUGGGAGCAAGGAGGGGAUUUAGAUCUUUCAAAGAUCCUUUUUUAAAAGAGGUCCACUGUUUCCAGACUAAAUGCCCCUAAAGUCAUUAAAGGGACGAAUUACUUUUGCCCCUUUCUCUUUUACCUUUUUUACUUUAGUCUCACUUCUUUUUUUCUUCCCCCUCUGGCGUGUUAUGUGCACAUUUAUUUCUCUUUUUUACAUCUGUCUUAUUACAGCUUUGCUCCUCUCCUCUGACUUGACUAUUCCCCUCUUCACAACGCUCCUCGGCUCUAAGGAGUGUUGAUGUACAGAGCUGGAGAGGACAUAGCGCACACACACAGAAGACAUAUAUCUAUGGAAGUACUAAUAUGUGAUACUUUUGAUCUUUCAUUCUACCAGCAUUCUUGGUGCCAAGUAUGUACUACUGUGUUUGCUUUCUCAUCAAGCGAGAAAAGAUCCUAAAGUAUUCCUAUUUACUGUCAACUAACAGAGGCUGUGUGUUCUCAUGACAAGUGCCAAACUGGCCCUCCAUAGUGUUUUUCUUUCAUUCAUCCUGUUUCUUUAUUUUCCAGGCAUUUGUUUAAUUGUUGUUUAAUUGUGAAAAGAUUUUUUUUUUUGCUGAAAAUAUAGAUAUAGAGAAAUGAUAUAUAUAGUUCUAUAUAAAUGUGUACAAAGGAGAAAGUAUAUAAAUGGGUUUUCUCAGUGGGGAUCUAUGCAUGAAUUAUUUUUGAACGAUGGCGAUGGGGGAGGGAGGACACAAAAUCCGUCAACGCACGUUUCCCAAAUCUAAUUAAGGCAUAUCAAGCUUAUAUGAACAUUUGGGGAUUUUUCUCGAACACCCGAUAAGAGCAUCACAGAAAUUGAUAAAGGCAACUCAACAAACCACUGGCAACAUACGAUUCCUUUUUCCUGAAGACAAAAGUCGUUGCAACAAAGUGCACGUUACAGUCGAAGGAACAACUUUUCACACACUCGUCCUUUCUCUCCGUCGUUUCUGACAUUAUUUUCAUGUGAAUUUCCAAGCAGGUGACGCCGACAUUACGCCCAUGAUCCAUUAGCAGCUACUUUUAACUUUCCGUUUGUACAAGGAAGAUCGGUUUUUAGGAUUCAUGAAACAUGUUAAAUCUUGAUUGAACUUGAUUUUUGUAUUUCAGGUAGCGAAAAAUCAGAGAAGCGGCCUCCGCUCCUUUUCCUGUACCGUUUCUCUCCUGUCUGCCCCUCUGUUUCCAGAUCAUAUUGGAUGUGUGACUGUGAGUGUUUUCAUGUGUGAAUAUGAUAUCAGAAAUUACUUUACACCGACAUGAGUGGGCCUUAAACAGAUAACAGAUAUAGAGAUCCAGACACACUGGUACCCUUUCAAAAUAAAGCUUUUUCACCCAAACACACUUCACUGUAUCAUUACCACCACGCCCCCUCCUCUCCAUCAUCACAGCAGACUGACACCCAUAUUUCACAAGUAUCCAAAACAUCUAACUUCACUGUGUCAGCUCGGCUCCGCACAGUCGUACCUCAGUUUGGCCGUGCGAUAAGCCUCACAUUUAAGGGCUAGCUCGCCUAGCUAGUAACGUUUUGGGAGCUCAAUGUUUUAUGAAGUAGUCUCUUAAGCACACUGAGGUAAAGCGGUGGGUCUUCACAGGGAUUCAGAGCUGCAAGAAUUUAUUUUCUUUUUUUUUUAUUAAAUGGGGUUUGGAUUUACUCAACAGGGUAAAAGUGAAACUGUUUCUGAAUUUAAUUUAAGUAAGAACAUUUAGACCUACAGCGAUAAUAAAAGAAGAAAAAAUAACAGAAAAUCCCCCUCCCUCCCUUGCUUCUCAGAUGAAGAUGUCAAACACGAGUCAUAUACUCAAAUGAAUAAAAUAUGCCACCUGAACUGUUGUUUGAGCCCACAGGAAGGUGUAGUAGCUUACAUCCAGUAUGGGAGCGGUCAGUCACCGUUGCUGUCUUUGCUUGUGCUUUAGCUUUAGCCUGUUUGAUUGUUUGUUUUUUUCUAUUUUCUUACUGCCUACAAGGAUGGUGGGAGAGCACUGGGAGGGGAAUUACAUACCUGGCUGCUCAUGUAAGAGAUUUUGUAAGCCCACUGAAAGGGAAAUGUGCACAACAUUAACCACAAAAUACCUGAUGUAGGUGUGCUGUGGGACCGAUGAUGGACGGCAGCGUGAAAAAGGCGACAGGCUGUGGGCAAGAGACUUUUGGGAGGAGACAAGAAAAAGACUCACAGCCUUAAGUGUAGAAAUUAGAAUCAGACAAGAGAAUAAACUGAUUACAAAAACAUGAAAACAUCAAAGACGUGGGUGUCUCUCUACCCAGAACAUUUGGCAGAGGAAUACCCUGCUAAUCCAUCUACAGGGAACCCGUGUGUCCAUAUGAACCCUUUUGUACUCACUCCUGUGGAUAAAGAGAGGAGUUGUGAAGUAAACCUCACCACAACACAAACACGAUGAUACCGCUGAAGGACAGAAACAAGGUCUUCAGCCUGGGUCUGGGCUGUUUUAUAAGCUACCACUGGAGGGCGCCGUUGAGGCAGGUUUAACGGUCUGCUCUGAGGAAACCAGACCCACAGGAAGAAGAGACACAGGUGGUCUGACAGAGGGAGCAACAACACCUGGAGGAGGAUCAAAAGUGUACAUUUUUAAGUGUAAGAAUCAAACAGACAAAAUAUUUGUAAAUAUUAAGUUUCUUGUUAGUUUGUUUUUUUGUUUGUUUGGGGUUUUAUUUUGAGUGAAUGAAUGAUAUGCUUAUUUUGUGACAUCAUAAGACAACAGGUGCAGUUUGCAAAAACAUGGCCACUUGCUUGAAGUUUCAGAUUCACUGCUGCCACUACGAUUUGUUUUCUGGUAAACUUAUAUUUAGUUUUUUUCUCACCUGCCCAUUGUCACGCAGGCUUCCCGUAGCGUCAUGAUUCCUGAUCAGGAAAGUCACUGUAGCAGAGCUUCACUGAACCCCCCCCCCAAACACACAGCCUCAACAGAGGCCCACAGAUCCUGUAGUUUAAAUAUAUUUCAAGUCUGUGGCCCAAUUGCUCUUUAAAUCAAUCUCCUUACAUAAUUUUACUUUUUUUUGUGUCAACGUUUUACAUAUGGGUACAUGUCCGAUAAAUGCUGCGUGGUGAGUUCAGUAAUAUCUUGGAGACGAAGAGCACCUCUAGAAACCAUCUUUGCCUUUUUGUGAACUCUGUUCAAAACAUGAAAAAAAAAACCUAAACCGAGUCAGCAAACACAAGUGCAGCCGAUGACGUGCUAGCUCUCUUACCAUGUAGCAGCGUUUACAUGUAGCCGCUUCAUUCCACAUGGGACGAUCGUGAGGGCUUUGACACCGUUAGAUGCCUCGUAUCCUCUGAGUAACGAGAUCACGCGCGUGAUCCGACCAUUCCAGCCACUGUGUUGCGUCGUUGUUAUGGGAGUUUCUCUUGGAGUGAAGUGAUGUAGCAGAAAAUGUAAAAUAAAAAAUAGAUAUAUAAUAGAAAGUGGAAAAGUGCAUUAGAAAAAGACUAAGUUACAGAAUUGCUGCCUGAUAUAUGUGUACCCCCCCCCCCCCAUGCUUACAAUCAGCUGUCAGCCAAGAGGAAAACGGAAGAUCAAUAUUUGAUAUGACUUUAGUAACCUUAUAUUAGUUCAGAUGUCUAUAAAAGCACAUCCUUAUUGCUCCACAUCUGCAAACAUACUCAUAUAAACCUUCAGCUUGGUCUUUACUGCAAAUCUGCACCUGUCGCCUUGUUUUUACCUUCUAUGUUGAAUACAGAAACCCAAGACUUGAGAUGAACAAAACUAUUAAAUAAUGGAAUUUAAAAAAAAAAAACAUUUUAAAAGAUGAUUAUUAAAAAAAAGAAAGUAAAAUGAUAUAAAUAAAUGAGGUGAUGAUAUUUCUCUUACUUUAGAAGUUAUUAUACACUGUAUGCUGUGAUUCUGAUCUGGGAAACAUUAAAGACA
This is a messenger RNA of Cololabis saira (Pacific saury), 7861 nucleotides long. RefSeq names its product neuroligin 2a (gene nlgn2a). Gene Ontology annotation, biological process: presynaptic membrane assembly; chemical synaptic transmission; neuron cell-cell adhesion. The transcript is spliced from 10 exons. Bases 1246 to 3750 code for a protein of 834 amino acids. Lineage: Eukaryota; Metazoa; Chordata; Actinopteri; Beloniformes; Belonidae. Gene Ontology annotation, molecular function: signaling receptor activity; neurexin family protein binding. Gene Ontology annotation, cellular component: synapse; cell surface; postsynaptic specialization membrane. The record is from RefSeq and is a predicted model, not a curated record.